GAGUCACACUGGAGCUUGGCAACUCUGACCAUGCAGGGGACACUUGUCAGAGAAACUAUAAACAUCGAGGUACCAACCAAAUCUAGACUAAAACAGAUUAAGUCUGGAACAACCAGCAAGCAAAACAUCAUUUUCGAUUUGGUUUGAGAAAUUGGACUGUUCCUCCGCGGGAUGCAUCACUUCAACUCAAUCCCUCAGAUCACACAACAGGACCUCCACAGAGACUGAAAGAUAGAUUGGGAGACUGACAUAUUCGAAGCUGAACUUUGUAAACUAUUAACCAACAGCUAAAGAAAACAGCAGUAAACUAUUAAUCAACAGCCAAGAUGGCUCCUGUUGUUGUUGUUUUUGAUUUAUCAUCUGUAAGAAACUUAUGGGAAGGAAGAAUAAAAAAACAGAAAGAACGGCAGCGAAGAGAAAGAGAAAGACAGGAAAAAAGCGCAUUAACAAAGAUUACUGAAGAGUGGACACUGAGACUUGAACGUAGAAGAAGAGCCAUUAACAAGUAUAUUCAGAACAAAACAGAUCAAUUACGUGAUGAAGUGCAUGUUCAGAAGAAUCAAUUAAAUGGCACAGAAAAGAACUCACAGCUCACUGGAUAUAGAAACCUAAUUUUACCAGAAUCGAGAAAGGAUGUCACAAUUGAGGAAAGAAAAUUUAUUUUCGAACUGCAGGGAAUAGAGUGGAAGGAAUUUCCUGAAACGUUAAAGGACAAGACUUAUCUAAAAGAGUGGCAUAUUAAGAAAACAAGCAUAGAACACAUCCCAUCUUUUAUUGUCAUGUUUCAGAACCUGAUUGUGAUGGAUUUGUCCAGAAACUGUAUCAAGGAACUUCCAAUUGAAAUAGGCAAAAUGGUCAGCCUGAAAGAACUGAAUGUUAGUUUCAAUAAGCUGACAUCCGUCCCACUGGAGCUUGGAUGUUGCGAGAAUCUAGAGAAACUGAAUUUAUCGAAUAACCUGGAAUUGAUAGAGCUCCCAUUUGAGCUACGGGAUCUGCAAAAACUGAGUAGCUUGGAUUUGUCCACAAACCAGUUUCAAAGCAUGCCUAUCUGUGUGCUCCGAAUGACAAACCUCAAGAAUCUAGACAUUAGCAACAAUAAACUGAAAGACCUGCCUCAAGAUUUAGACAGACUUGCUGAGCUAGAGUCCCUGUACCUUCAGAAGAACAAGCUGACCUAUCUGCCCAAAGUCUUGUGCAGAAUGAAUAAACUAAAGAUACUAGUUGUCAGUGGCGAUGACAUAAAGAAAUUGCCAACUUCUCUGACAACUGACCCUAAUUUAAAAUAUAUUGAUCUGAGGGAAAGUCUGCUUGAAGACUGGAUGCUCAAUGAAAUCUUUGAAAAUGAUGACGAUCAAGAAGAAUUUGAAAAAGACUUGAUGCAAAUGUAUUUUAAGGAUUUGGAAGAGAGAGAAAAAGCUCCUGCUUAUACUACAAGGGUAUCUCUAAGCCUACAGCUCUAACAUACACUACCAAAAUUGUGGAUCUGAAGAGAACGAAACUUUGUGACACAUUGUGAAGAAUCUAUCCACUCUACUAGGAAAAUGACAUAAGGAAGUUAGCAGUGGGAUAUUAGAACAAAUUUCGAUCUGAUUUAAGGGUUUAGAGGACAGUUAGAUAUUCAUGUUGCUAUAUGUAGGUUGCCUUUUAAUUCUGGCACAUUUCCGAGGCUGACCAGAGGUGAUUUGUUGAUUGAAGUAAACGUUCAGAUGACUACAUGACCAAAUGAAAAAAAUGAGCAAUAGUAUUACAAUCUGGAUAUUUCUAACAUGAAUGUACUAUAGUUACAUUAGUUACAGAAGAAAGAUUAUGAAUAACCAUGCAUAUUUUCUUUGUCUAUCUUGGCUGACCUAAUUCACAAUGUUGCAGUAGAAUCUAGUUACAGUUAGAAAGUUAUUUUAACCAAUCAUCUGAAGCCAUUCAUACAUAGUAUUUUCUUCAUUUCAUUUAUUGUAAAGUGAGAUCACUUAUAUUCACUUUGGUCUAGCAUUCACCUGCUUAUUUCUCUAUACAUGAGACAUUUAUGAAUUAAAAGUACAAAGCGUCAAUUCGGGAUUUGCUUAAAGGUUCCUAAAAAUAAUUCACAGUUCAAAAUAACUUUUCAUCAUCUUUAAUUCCCGUAGUUGAAGGAAGGUCCACUAUCAUACUGUUCCAUUAUUUCCUUUCUCUGUUAUGGUCUACAAAGACAAACAUAAAUAACUUUAUGCAGUCAGUGGGCAUAGUUCACAACAGUUCCAAAGAAUGUGGCAGUUUUUUGUUCUCCUUCUAAUGAACAAUAAUUGUACUUUCAAGACUUGACUAUCUCACAGCAAAAUGAGGCUGACUGAUCUUGUGCCAGUUGUUGGUAGCAUUGAUAAAUGCAGGAGAAGAUUAAGCUGGUAGGUAACUGUAAAUACUAACUACUUCUUUUCUGGAUCCUCCUUGAAUCUGUCCAUGAAUGUUAUUUAUAAGAGAAGGAAAAGUGGAAAUUUGAAAGCAGGGCUUUUUACUAUCACUGAUAACUGAAAACCAUUUUAACUGAAUUUCUGUUUGCUUUCAUUACACAAAAUGUGUCCAUAAUGUUUGAAUAAUGAAUAAUGUAACAGAUUUAAAUGAUGUUUUGUAAGAAUGUUUAAAAAUUCUCAUCUUACUCUCUAAUUCAGUAAUGUUGAAAAUAAAUGAUCAUUUUAAAAAAUUAUUUCACAUAAGUGAGCUGAACCAAAUCAACUUUUCAUAUUCUGAUUAAUUACUUCGCAUCAAAAUAUAUUAUUCCAGACUAAACAGAUAAUUUCAAUAAAAUAAAUGGAACUCCUCUUUGUUAAUGGUAUAAUUUUUGCACUUUGUGAAGUGAUAUUGUAAAGGUGGUUAAAUGUAAAUAUGUCACACUUGAGCACACAGACUAGGAGGUUUCUUGUUCAAAUUUUGGCCCUUUCUGGGUGCCAGUCUCAGCCAGGAAAAUAAUAAUAGUUGUUACAAUUGGCUUCCAUCUUUCAAAAAUAUUGCUGUAGGUUUUCAGUUGUGAUAUUUACUUUGAAAUUACUUGCUGGAAGUGCAUGUGCAUGAAUGUCCGAUGACACCUGGCUUAGGUUUGGCUGUGAUAGCCAUAUGAUACUCAUCAAGGAGGAGAAAGUGAGGUCUGCAGGUGCUGGAGGUCAGAGCUGAAAAUGUGUUGCUGGAAAAGUGCAGCA
Chiloscyllium plagiosum (whitespotted bambooshark) is the source of this 3164-nucleotide messenger RNA. RefSeq names its product leucine rich repeat containing 2 (gene lrrc2). Gene Ontology annotation, molecular function: protein binding. Gene Ontology annotation, cellular component: cytoplasm. Lineage: Eukaryota; Metazoa; Chordata; Chondrichthyes; Orectolobiformes; Hemiscylliidae. The record is from RefSeq and is a predicted model, not a curated record.